AUGGGUUUCGAGUAUGGAUUCUCAUAUAGAUAUAAUUCAAAAGCUGAUUGGACUCCACAUGGAAUGAAGUUAUUCAAAAAUGAAACUGGAGUACCUGAUAAAAUACUUCAUACAAAAAUGGCAGUGAGAAAGAGUCUGAACGAAGUUAUAAUCUCGAAAGUUUUCGUGAAAUCAAUGUUCGAAAAAUUGAAUAUGAAUAGAAUAAUCAAGUUAUUCGACGAUAAUGACUAUUAUGGAGUGGAUGAGAUGCUGGUUCAAACACUUUAUGAAAAUUAUCUUGGUCUGGACGGACAGAUGGAAGCAAAUUGUACAAGGUCCCAUAAUGACAUUUUAACAAGGUUAACUCAUUGGGAUUUCGGUGGUCCAAAUGGAUUCGACAGAACGUGUCAUUCGAAAUGGAAACGUCAUGGAAUCUGUAUCAUGGGAGUUGAAUAUUUGAAUGAACUUUUGAAAAGUCAAAAAGUAUCGGCUAACAAGGUGUUAUCAACUUUUGAUUUCGGGACAAUCGCUUGUAUGCGUGAGAUGAUCAAAAGAAAUACAACAGGUGAAACGCCCAGUACAGUGUGGUUGACUUCGUUUCCACAGUUUCGAGAAAUGCAAAAGAAAGCGAACGGCACAUACGACAGAAAUACAUUUGAUUGUUGA
This is a messenger RNA of Caenorhabditis remanei, 645 nucleotides long. RefSeq lists its product as uncharacterized. Gene Ontology annotation, cellular component: membrane. The transcript has 5 exons. Lineage: Eukaryota; Metazoa; Nematoda; Chromadorea; Rhabditida; Rhabditidae. The coding region runs from base 1 to 645 and encodes 214 amino acids. Gene Ontology annotation, molecular function: glycosyltransferase activity. The record is from RefSeq and is a predicted model, not a curated record.